AUGAAGCAGCUAGUAGCUUUGAUAUACUUUUUCAUUACAAAGGUAUACUGCGACCAAGAAACCAAUGGCGGUGGAUGGACGGUGAUCCAGAGAAGACAAGAUGGCUCACAAGACUUUUAUCUGGGAUGGCAAAGCUAUAAGCUUGGUUUUGGUAGUCUUACAGGAGAAUUCUGGUUGGGUCUGGACAACAUCUACCGACUGACCCGCAAUAUAAAGAACCGUCUUCGUGUUGAACUGGAAGACACGGUUUAUGCUGAAUACGACUAUUUUGCUGUCAGUAGUGAAGUUGAUAGAUAUACUUUGAGUCUUGGUUCAUUUUCUGGUACCGCUGGAGAUUCCUUAUCGUAUCAUCGUAACAGACCUUUCACAACUAAAGAUAGUGAUGGCAAUCAUUGUGCUGUUACAUAUAAGGGGGCAUGGUGGUACGGUGGUUGUCAUCAUUCAAACCUGAAUGGAUUAUAUCUUAAUGGUAGUCAUUCGACUAAAGGAAUAAAUUGGUUCCACUGGAAGCGAAAUCGCUACUCGGUCAAAAAAGCUGUUAUGAAAAUACGGCCAGUUUAGAACUGAAGUAUACAUAUAUCUUAUAAAAUCCAGCAUGCAACUGAGUGCUUUCGAUAAUCAACUGUGGAACCACAGAAUUUUCUAUAACAAUGCAUGCUGGGAAGGUACCCAUAACAAUCGAAACUUGGCACAUGUUAAAACAUAAAACGCGUAUUCAUGUAAAUUGCACAGGAAAGCACUGCUAAACCAGUAAAAGUCGCGGUUGCUUCAUGAAAAUAUCUAAACAGCCAAGGCGUUUCGCAGUUUUAUGACAGUUUAAAGGUCAUCUUCACAGUAUUCCUAAAAUCAUGCAAUCUUUGAGGUUGUAUACUAAUCGUGAAAAUACACCUUAUUCCAAAAUGGCUGACUAGCCCUUGAUGUCUCGUUUUCAUGAAAUUGUUCUUUUCUUUUAAAGWCACGCAAGCUCAAAGACAAAAGAAUAAUUUUAUGAGAGUGAGAAACAAGGGCUAAUUGAACAAAGGGUGGCAUUUUGGAAUACGGUGUAUACGAAUUUUGCAUUAAUAAGCACAGUAAAAUAAAACAAGAAAACAGUUUUUCAUGUUUGGCUGACCGUUUCACCGUAUGCAUGUCGUCUUGAUUCUAUUGUGUUUGACCAAUAAGGCGAGAUUCGCAAGUCGGGUUUAAUUUGUUUGAGAGGCAUUUCUAAAGACUGAUUCCCUUCCUUCUUGGUCUUCCUGUGGCCGUCAAAAAAUACUAUUCUUGCAUUUCUCUCGAAAAGUGGGUUAUAGUAAAUACAUUUGUGUCUGUGAAUCUAUAAAAAAUUGAUUAACUCAAUCCAAUGAGGAAUUGAUAAGAAUUUCGUACACCUUUAUUUUAAAUUAUCACGAAAUAUAUUUCUUGAAUUGAUUCACAUUCUAAAAACA
Molecule: messenger RNA, 1424 nt
Organism: Exaiptasia diaphana
Lineage: Eukaryota; Metazoa; Cnidaria; Anthozoa; Actiniaria; Aiptasiidae
Product: techylectin-5B-like
Exons: 2
Coding region: 1-561 (186 amino acids)
Source: RefSeq, a predicted model, not a curated record